Molecule: messenger RNA, 2620 nt
Organism: Apis florea (little honeybee)
Lineage: Eukaryota; Metazoa; Arthropoda; Insecta; Hymenoptera; Apidae
Source: RefSeq, a predicted model, not a curated record
GGGGGCAGCUCAGGAGGAACAGUCAUUAUUGCGCCAGUAUAACAUUCGCUUCCAGUUCUCUCGAACGAGAGGCAUCGAGUUUUCGAGUCACCAAUAUCCACGAGAUCCACGAUUUCACUAUUCACGCCCGGUUACAAUUCACGUUCCCUGUCGUGUCUUUACCACGGGAAAGGAGACCGCGUGGCCGCCCUGUAACGUCGAUAUACUCGAUCGAUUCCCGCGAUACGAUGAGAUUGUUCUCGGGAAAUAACGAAAAUGUGACGUGAAACUUGACAGAUAGGAGAGGCUUGGCAAUAACGUGACACGUUUCACAAUCGGCACGUUCAGUGUGGCACGUUCACUCCGUCAAAAUGACAGUGAGAAGGACCAAUUUUCACGCGUUCACCAGUGCGCUUGUGUCGGUACUGUGCUUGGUCCUGGUGGCGCUUCGUGUCAGCCAGGUCACCGGCCAAUUAUUGGACACCGAGUUUCAACCGACGGUUACAGCGACAUGCAAGGCCGGCCAUAUGACGAUACGAGUGAACCUGAAUCAGAGUUUCGUGGGCGCUGUCCACGCGAGAGAUUUUCGGACGCCGCAAUGCAUGGCGCCCGGAAACGGGUCCACGCACGCGACGCUGGCCAUUAAUCUUCUCGCGCCCAAAGGUUCCCCGGAUUACUGCGGCGUCUUGGUGAAUAACGACACCGAGGAACGAUCCAUCCCCAUCGCGGUAAGGAUACACAAGACGUUAGAGCUGGCCGACGAUAAAUUUUACGUGAUCACGUGCGGAAAAGCUGGAUUCAAAAACGCCAAGAAUGAGACCUCGCUUGUAUCGUUGCGCCUUUUGGACGGAGGCCACAAAGUGCAAGAGGCUAUUUACGGUCACAACUACACUUUGCGUGCUGAGAUCUCGCGACCAGAUGGUAUGUACGGGAUCAAAGUGAAAUCGUGCUUCGCGUUCAAUAAACGUAACUCUAGUGUGCAGUUGAUCGACGAUAAAGGGUGUCCCGUAAAGGCUCAGGUGAUGACGAAAUUCAUCUACGAUCGAAACACAGGGCUGGCGGAUGCGACAUUGUUCUCCAUGUUCCGGUUCUCCGAUAGUACGCAGGUGCAUUUCCAAUGCGACAUCGCCGUAUGCAGAGGAAGCUGCGGUAUCCCGGUCUGCGACGACGAUAACGAGGAAGAUAUAAAGGGAGCGUCCUUAAUUAAUAGGCAAAGCGUGAGCGGCGAGGAAGGAGUGCUUCUGGCCGGCACGAGCGUGUUCGUUCUUAACCCUGGUCAAACGCCGUCCGUUCAGUCAUUGUACGAGGAUGGCAGCGUUCACCCUGUAUGGCUGUUAUGGCUGGCGGUAGCUCUCGGCAUCCUGUUCCUCAUCAUGCUGAUAAUCAAUAUAUUCCUCUGCUCGGCGAUGACCUGCAGCUGCACCAGGACGGACAUUAUCGAGAAGGAGCCAUCGAUUAUCGAGGACUACGAUCCGUAUCGUAGCUGGCACGGAUCCCAAUACGGCUCGAGGUACUCCUUAAACGGGAAGCAGGGAUACGCUUCCGGAGGAUCUACGAUGAAUUCGACGAGGUCGAUAUCGACGAACAGCGACCACUACGCCAUAGUGCAUUCGAGGCCAGGGAGCAGAUACUCGGGGCCGGGGCAGAAGCACCAUCAUCAUCACAGAGGGCCGCCGUCCAACAUCGGCUCCCAUUAUUCCGGGAAAUAAUAAUAUUCAUCGAAUUUUUACAAUAACAAAAAAGGUGGAAGGAAGAAUAGAACGAACUGUUAUUUCCUAUGAUGUCUCGAACGCAUAAUUCAAGCUCUUUUAUAACAACGCAACCGCGCGUAACGGGUAUCUAGAUUCAAUGGAGUCAUUGCUCACGCUGUUCACCAAGACAAAUCAACAAACGGGCAGAGACGUGGACAAUGGUUGAUCCUUGACUCGAGGGAUAAAGGCGUAAGGACGCGAGAUGCAAUAAUUUGCUUAAUUACAGCCCCUUAACGAAGAAUAAUAAUAGACACUUGGCCACUUGUUCGCUUCGCGUUGAGGAUUGACUUAUCUAACUUGAUACGUCCUCGAUAGUUGAUAUUAAUGAAUCGGUAGAAAUAUCCUAGUUUCUUUUCUUUUCUUUUUUUUCUUCUUUUUCUUUUUCGUUAAAUAGAUCUUGAUCAAAAAAAGAUCAAGUUAUUUGGAAAAUUUUUAUAAUUUAUAAUAUAAUUUGACCUUCCUAUUAUUCUUUUUUUCAAACGUGUUGUCUCUGUUAUUAAUAUGAUAGUUUUUUUUUUUAAAUUAAUUCAAGAUUAAGUUUCUUCGUAUAAAUAAAUUUCUACGCGAUGAGAAUGAAACAUCAAGUAUCGAGGUAUGACAAUCCGUUCCAUUUAUCAAUAGCUCCAUACGUGAGAAAGUUUUUCAACUAGAUCGUAUUUGUAUCAUAUGAUAGUCAUAAAUAUAGGUACUAUUUUCUUCUUUUUUUUUUUUGUUUUUGUUUUUUUUUUUUUUACAAUUUUUUGCGCAAUAUCGUGUUUGAUUACAGACGAAACUUUUGUACAUAAUCGGAAACCAUCAUUCUUUGUGACCAACGAUAUCAGAAACGAUUAUUCUUGCUAUAUCUGCAUCGUUUCGUGCCGUCCAAAUAAAAAGUAUCGCGUACAACAAAA